UAUAUACCUUACCUGUCAACAUUGGGUCUCUUAGCUUCUCUCAUCCUACCUCAGUACUUCUGUAACCACUUGCCUACAGGGCACUUCUACCCCCUUCCUGCCUACAGGGCACUUCUACCCCCUUCCUGCCUACCGGGCACUUCUACACCCUUCCUGCCUACCGGGCACUUCUACCCCCUUCCUGUCUACCGGGCACUUCUACCCCCUUCCUGCCUACCGGGCACUUCUACCUCCUUCCUGCCUACCGGGCACUUCUACCCCCUUCCUGCCUACCGGGCACUUCUACCUCCUUCCUGCCUACGGGGCACUUCUACCCCCUUCCUGCCUACCGGGCACUUCUACCCCCUUCCUGCCUACCGGGCACUUCUACCCCCUUCCUGCCUACAGGACACUUCUACC
Molecule: messenger RNA, 399 nt
Organism: Staurois parvus
Lineage: Eukaryota; Metazoa; Chordata; Amphibia; Anura; Ranidae
Source: the annotation of a GenBank genome assembly